Messenger RNA from Ceutorhynchus assimilis (cabbage seed weevil), 1770 nucleotides. The record is from the annotation of a GenBank genome assembly. Lineage: Eukaryota; Metazoa; Arthropoda; Insecta; Coleoptera; Curculionidae.
AUGUCUUCGAGAACCGCAAAAAUCCUAAACCUUGCCAAACUAAAAUAUAAUGAAGACCAAAGUCUGGAAUCCUUUAGUGAUAUAGAAUCCGACAACAUUGAGAUAGUGAGCAAUGUAGAAGAGAUUAAUCUGUCUGGUAAUUUUUUGUUAAAUGAAGCACUUACACCAAAAAAUAUUGCGGAUAUGAUCGAAAACGCUGAAAUAGUUUUUGCCGUUGAUGAUGAGCAAAAUACUAAUGAAAAAACUAAUUAUGAAAACAAUGAUAAUUCGCAAUUUGAAGCUCAUCAAGUAUUGGGAAAUUCCAGUGUUAAGCUUGUGGAGAAAGGGUCGAGUUUUAUAGAGGCAGAAGAAAUCAAUGAUCAAGAAAAUGUUGAUCAGGAUUAUGUGCCACCUGAAAUAGAUGACAGUUCGGAAUCUUCUAGCGAUAAUGAUGAAGAGUCUUCAAUGGACAGGGUUCAAGAACAGGAAAAUAACGAUGCUCACAUACGUCAAGACAUGGCAGAUAACAACGAGGAGAAGUUACAAGAAAUUACAAAUAAUCCUGGUAAAAAAAAGAAAACAAAAGGCGUAAGAAAACGAGAAAUCAACCAAAAGCUUCGACUUACUGGAAAAAAAUUUCUGGGAUUUAGAAAGCCGGCGGGUCAAAAAAACUCUUUCCAUGAUACAGAGCGAAAUGAGAGAAUUAUGGGAAUACGUUGCAAAUGCAUAGAUAAAUCGACUAAAAGUGAACAAAAGCGUAGGUGCUACUUGAUAACGGAACAAAAAAGAAAGGCGAUUUUUGAAAAAUUUUGGUCAGAAAUGUCUUGGGACCAAAGAAAGGUGUUUGUGGCCCAAUCUGUGGUGAAUGUUCCAACAGAAAGACCAAAAAAAUCCGAUGCCGAUGAUAAAUCUAGACGUAGCACCACGCUGAAAUAUUCUCUUACAAUUGGCAACAACAAAAUACCAGUUUGUAAACAAAUGUUUCUACAUACUACUGGCUUAAAAGAAUGGUCUGUAAGGAACUGGAGCCAACAAAGCACUUAUGGAAUGACAGAUAGUAAUUCUGUACUUAUGUCCAAGAGAAGAACAACAAAUUAUCACGAAGAAGACACCACUUUUUUGAAGGAAUUCUUAGAAUCUCUGAAUAAGCUUCCUUCGCACUAUACCAGAAAAGACACAGAUCGUCUCUAUUUGGAGCAACAGUUUCAGUCAUUUGCAGAAUUACAUCGAGAGUACUCAAGAAAAUGCAAAGAAAUCAACAAAAUACCUCAAUCAAUCACGUCCCUUCAAAAAGCAGCUGAUAAUAUGAAGAUAUCCUUAUUUCACCCACGAAAAGAUAUGUGCGAUACUUGCUUUAAAUAUAAAAAUCAAAAUCUAACCGAAGAAGAAUAUCAAGUUCACAUUUCCAAAAAGAACGCCGCUAGGAAUGAAAAAGAGCGUGAUAAGAAUAAUUCAAUUGAAGGAAAUUGUAAUGUUAUAACUAUGGAUGUUCAAGCUGUAAAGCUGGCUCCAUGUUUAGCUGCAAGUGCAUUGUAUUACAGAACAAAACUGUGUAAUCAUAAUUCUACAAUUUACAAUUUGAAAAACCAAAAAGCUACCUGUUAUUGGUUUGAUGAGACAAAUGCGGAUGGUCAAGCAGCGACGUAUGCCUCAUUUCUAGUAGACUACUUAGAAAAUAGUUUUUUACAACCAGGAAUUAAACUUCCUAUCAUUAUAUACUCAGAUGGCUGUACAGCUCAAAACAGAAAUUCCAUUAUGUCUAAAGCUUUGCUCCACCUCUCUGAGAAAUAG